AUGUUUUCAGCACAAAGGUUAUGGAGUGGAAGAUCAGAUGCAGAAAUUUAUUAUUUGCAAUAUGAUGUCGAUGGAGCAGAGCUUGCAAAUAAUUUCUGGUUUGUUUAUAGAGAUAGUAAUUAUUUAUUUUCCAAUUUGAGUUUGGCGCAAUUGAACAAAGCAUCAAAUUUGAAAAAGACAUUCCGACAUUUUGCUUACGUUUUUCCACCAAUUACUUUUGUUAUCUUAUAUCUUCCUCCUUUAAUAUUGCAUUUCUUUAUUUUACAUUCAGAGAAAAAACUUCAAUUGAUCCUGAAAACUGUUGAUAUUAAUUCAAAGAAUGAAGCAAAAGAAACAUUGAUUUUGCAGAACAAAGAUGAUGGAAUAAAAUUCGCAGACAACACGAAAGAAACAGCAAAAAGAGCUGCUCUUUUAGUAUUAAAGGGUUUCUGGGGAUUUUGUUUCUUCUUCUUGAUAUUGGCAAGUUCUAUGGUUUCAAUCAAGAUGACUGAAAAUCUUUCGAAACUCAAUUCUUGGAAUAAUUUCGCUUGUAGCAGAUUAUCUUUAAGCGUUGAGUCAUUGAACACCAUUUUAAUUUGUAUAGUAAUACAAGACGUUCCUGGAACGUAUCCUGAAAUAUACCAUGAUUAUUUCUUAGACAUUGCAAAGAUAAUUUUAGAUAAAUUGUAUGAAAUUGAUGAUAAUUUGAUAUCAGGAACAGAUGAUUCAGAAGCAUGCAAAGGUUUUGAUGAAGUACUUGAUAAAUAUAAUAUAUAUGAACCAUAUAAAUACUAUAAAAACGCAAGUUUGCAUCAACAAAUUGAUAUCUACAGAAGUUAUGGAACAAAAAUACUGGAAGACAUGAAAAACAGAUCAGAAUUCGAGGUAUCAGAUGUUGUUAAUCUUUUGUUCUUAACUGAUUAUAUCAUGUUUGAUAGAUUACUUACUGUUACAGAAAGAUAUUUCGAACUAUGUUCUCUUGAAUACACAAAAAUGUGGCAAAAUUUCGUGAUCAUUACGAUUUUUGUUGUUUUGUGUUUGAUUUCUUUCUUUGUUACUGAUUUAUAUUACUAUCACAAUAGAGUAUCAUCAUACAGAGGUGGCCUAAGCAUUAUUAAGAGAAUCAAUCCUUAUACACUGUUAAAUAACAAAGUUUUCAACCAAGUUUUCUUGAAAGAAAAUGAAAGUGAAACUACAGAAAAAUUGACAAUCGAAGGAUCGAUUAUCAAAGGUGCAAAUGAAGCCAUUUUCUGCACUAACAUAUAUGGAAUCGUAGAAGUUACUAACAACUCUGUGAGUUCUUUGUUAGGAUAUAUACUCCUGAACAAAUUUUAG
Messenger RNA from Trichomonas vaginalis G3, 1314 nucleotides. RefSeq names its product guanylate cyclase protein. Lineage: Eukaryota; Parabasalia; Trichomonadida; Trichomonadidae. The transcript has a single exon. The coding region runs from base 1 to 1314 and encodes 437 amino acids. The record is from RefSeq and is a predicted model, not a curated record.